AUGAUAACAUGCAUAGAACAUCUGUCUGAUGAGCUCAUCUUACAAAUAUUUGAAUAUUUAAAACCACAUAUAUUGUUUGAUAUUUUUCAAAACUUGAACAAACGUUUCAAUUCAAUAUUAAAUGAUGUUCAUUUAUCGAUUGAUUUAAAGUGUAAUAUGUUAAAAGCCCUGUUUGAUCAAUAUUGUCAUAAAAUAUCGAAGCAUAAACAACGAUGUCAACAAAUAUAUUAUCUCAAACUAUCUGAUAUGCGUACAUUUGAUCAAAUUGGAUUAUUUAUGAAAAAUUGUUGUAUAGAAUCUUUCACUCAUUUACGAUCAUUAAUCAUUAAUGAUGUGUCAUUGGCUGAUUUCAAAGUAAUUGCAUCGAAAUUAAAAUAUUUAAAAUAUUUGUAUCACGUAAAUGUUAAACGCGCUCGACCAGGUAGCCCUCUAGAAGAGGAAGGACAUUAUAUUUAUAAUACAAUACUUGAACAUAAAUCAUUGAAAAAAUGUUCAUUAUUAGAUUUCGAUAAUAUGUUUGGACGCUUUCAUCGUGAAAUGAUAUCAACUUUGGAAUAUUUAUCAGUUGAUGUGCAUGACAAACAGGAUGUAGUAAAUUUAAUCUAUUCAUUACCAAACAUCAAACGAUUAGCUGUUAGCUGUGAUUCUACGUCAUCUAGUAGUCUUAUUUUUCGACAUCCGUCAAUUCCAUUUGGUCGUAGUCUUAGAUAUUUUGAAUUGUCUGAUGGGCAGUUUCGAUUUGAAGAGGUUGAGUUAUUAAUAAAAAAACUUCAUCAAAUACAACAAUUUUAUUUCGGUGGUGCAAGUAGUGACUUUCUUAAUGCCUCUCGUUGGCAAGCUGUUUUGUCAACGAUGCCGCUCUUAAUUAAGUUCAAAUUAUAUGUUAAUAUAUUUAAUGUUCAGUCAUCAUCAAUUCUUCGUCCUCUGCUGGCUUCAUUUUAUACUGAAUAUUGGCUAAAACGAAAAUGGUACAUGGCUUGUGAAUAUGAUAAAAGCAAUCGUCAUUUAGCAUUCUACUCUUCCCGUUAUCAUCAUCGUUCUAUGGGAGUGGGAUCUUCUAUACAAACAGCUACCACAUGCAAUAACGAUUUCUUAGCAUUGUAA
Messenger RNA from Didymodactylos carnosus, 1104 nucleotides. Lineage: Eukaryota; Metazoa; Rotifera; Eurotatoria; Philodinida; Philodinidae. The record is from the annotation of a GenBank genome assembly.